AUGUCUGCGUCAGAUGUCUUUGACUCAGAAUCUUUCGCCGUAUACUUAAAAGAGAACCGGUCAGCGCCUCGUUAUGACUCUUCGAAGGAGGUCAGGAUCCCACAUCCUUACUGGCUGGUACGCGUCCACGAUAUCGACGACGGUCAAAAGAAAAUGCAAGCCGUCCUCUGCAGCUCGUUCGAUGAGAUUCCUGAGGAAGAUGAAGAGUUAAAGCACAUUCGUGAUGAAGUCGAAGCUCUACGACAAAUAAAGCGCCGCGAUCCUAUCAGAAUUGCGCUCGUAGGACCACAAGGUGCUGGUAAAAGCCUGCUCAUAAACGCCACAUUCGAGCGUGAUGGUCUGUCACUGACUGGGGCGGAUGGACAGGCUUGCAUUAGUACCAUUUUGCGGUACAAACUGGAUGGUCGAGACUCCUCUAGUGCCAUGAAGAAAUACACCGCGGAAGUCGCAUUUCUGAAGGCUGGAGAGCUAGACAAUAUGCUGGCAGGCUAUGCCCGCGCGUUUUUCCAUGUACACCAUCCGGACGAAGAGUUGGAUGAGGACGAGACGUCAAACUCCGGUUUGCAAGCACAAGACCAUUUUGACCGACGUGCAGCAGACACAGCGGAAGAGCUCUUCUAUACAAUUUUCGAGGGAAAAGAGAACUUUCAGCAAGUCUGGAACGUGGAUAACUACCGGACCGGCGAAUUUUUGACCUUUUGUCAGCUGAGAUGCGCGGCAGCACUCAAAUCGCUGCAAGUAGACAUGGUUGAAACCCGGCGGGUUGCGAUAUUCGCAGGGAACAGCCCACAAGAGCUCCUGCAAGAAGUAAAACCAUUUAUGACCAAGGUAGAGGGCCAGUUGUCUUUGUGGCCUUUGGUGAGCUGUGUCACAAUCCAGUUCUCGGACCCCCUCCUCGAACAAAAUAUUGAAAUCUGGGACUUGCCUGGUUGGGGAGACACAAACACCGCCCGUGCUCGCUUUGCAGACGAAGUUAAGGAUAUGGUGGACGUGGAGAUCAUAGUUGCUGAUACUAUCCGGAUUUCCUCUGACGACAUGGUCAUUAGCAGUGUUCGUGCUGCGAUCACCAACCACGGCAUUGAUAAUGUGAAGUUGGUGGCAACGAAAAUUGACUGGAACGAAGCGGAAGAGAAUGGAGACACUUUACAGAGCGAUGUGUUUAGCAAGUACAAAACAUAUCUUGAGCGCAAGCGCAAGCAACGAAAAAUCGCUGAACGGGCUUCACAUGUAUCCAAGGAACUCGCCCUAAAGCUCAACGGGCGUAACCCGGGCGAGGUUCUUCAGACGUUUCACGUCUCAGCGGCGGACUAUAUGACCUGGCUGAAGAGUGACAAACUUAUGUUUAUGGAUCAGCCGGCGCUUUCGCCGGUGGAAACUGGGAUUCCAUCACUGAGGCAAUACCUGUUCUCCUUGCCGGCCGACAGAAAUCUACAGGACUACACUGCACACCUCUUCCACGAAGUACCUAACAUCGUUAGCAAGAUCAAGCGGGUGGUCAAUUCCUCCGAGCGGAAUACUGGUUAUCGAGACAUUGCAAAUGACUUCGGCAGGCUCCGUGCGGUUCUGGUCCCGCAGCUGCUGGAUUACAUUAAGGAAGAAUUCCAGAAGCAAACCGCCAAAAGCAUGGUCAAGAUGCAUGCAGAGUCCCGGCAUUAUAUAAACAAGGUUGACAAAGUGAUCGGCUCAUGGCUUAUACUCAAAGGACCAACUCUCAACAGAAUCCUGAAAAGCAGUGGCACCAUUCCUCCAGGCGUCUCCAAGGCCAAGGGUCUGGAGAAAGGUUGCAAUUGGAAUGAAGACCUCGCACCCCUUCAGUCUUCUGGCGAUCUUCUUAUCAAGGCGAUUGAGUUCGUGCAUCAGAAACUCAGAGAGAAAAUGGAAAAGCCAACUUGCGGUGUAUCAACAACCGAAGAGGCUAAGAGACAAUACAAGCCAUAUGAACUGUCUAUUCGAGUCAAGGCGCUGAGCUGCGUGAAAGAAAUCAAGACGAAAUUGGAGUACAUCAGGCGGAGGGCGACGAUGGAAGACGGAAGACAGACCAACUUUAUGUCCUCGGUCACUGAGCCUUUGUUCGACCAAGUUUUCAAAGCCUUCCCGCAAAUCACGGGUUGGACAACAAGGAAUCGUCCCAAAUAUGCGGAGCCUAGGAUCGGAUUCCAGAGGAAGAAAAUUCACGCUUUAUUUCUUGACCCCAAGAAGCACUUUGUGGACAGAGUGCUGAAAGGCUUUGAACACUAUGUCAACACUCUCAUCUCGGACAUUCUAAGCAGAUACAUCGAACGCAUCGACAAAGACUUGGAGGAAUACAGUAAGAUGCUCAGUGAACUAGCUCCCGUCGAGUACGAGAUUACUCCAAUAGGGUCUGAGAUUCGUCAUCGCCUGGGAGAGCUGCUCCCCCAGCUAGAAGACAUGGUUGGCAAACUCCAGCAAAUGCUUCCGGAAAGCGUCAGGAACGAGUAUACUGCGAACAGCAAUGCCACUGCAGUGCGGGAACCCGACAUCAAGUCUGUUUUCGACGAGUCUGGGAAACGGAAAGCAACAAUCGCUUCAAUGCCUAAUAUAAAGCAGGACCUGGACACGAAGAAGCCACGCACGAAGUUAUUCCACAGAAGGAAUUUUGUCCGCAGUUGA
Molecule: messenger RNA, 2631 nt
Organism: Westerdykella ornata
Lineage: Eukaryota; Fungi; Ascomycota; Dothideomycetes; Pleosporales; Sporormiaceae
Exons: 4
Coding region: 1-2631 (876 amino acids)
Source: RefSeq, a predicted model, not a curated record